Brachypodium distachyon (stiff brome) is the source of this 1707-nucleotide messenger RNA. Its product is annotated as putative lipase C4A8.10. The record is from RefSeq and is a predicted model, not a curated record. Lineage: Eukaryota; Viridiplantae; Streptophyta; Magnoliopsida; Poales; Poaceae. The transcript has 10 exons. The coding region runs from base 29 to 1417 and encodes 462 amino acids.
GGCCCACACUCCCCUCAAGCAACCGGGAAUGCCCGCCUCUCCAAGGCUCUCCCCUUCCGCCACGUGCUCCCUCGCGGCCUUCUCCGCUUCCCCUUCCUCGCCGCCACGCAGCAGCCGCCGCCGCCGCCGCCUCGCCUCCCCCAUGGGGCAGUCCAAGAGCGCGCCCCAGGGAAGCAGCCACAGCAGGGGCAGCACGCGGUGGUCGCCGCCGCCGGCGCUCCGGCUCGAUCUAGGGCUGCUGUUCGGUCGCAAGCCGAGGCCCGGAGGCGAAAGGCUUGAUUUGGGGAACUGGGUGCGCUGCCUGCUGUCACGGGCUCUCCCGCCACCAGCCGCGCACACGGGGGCGGAGGUUGAGGCUGAGGCUGAGGAAGAGGGGCGAGACGCUGGAAACCGUGUGGAGGUGGAGGUGGGCGGCGAGGAGGCCGAUCACCUCGUCGUCAUGGUAAACGGGCUCUACGGAAGUUCUGCGGAUUGGAAGUUUGCGGCGGAGCAGUUCGUGAAGAGGCUGCCGGGGAAAGUCUAUGUGCACCGUAGUGAGUGCAAUCAUUCGAAGUUAACAUAUGAUGGAGUCGAUUUAAUGGGUGAAAGGCUGGCUGAAGAGGUACGACAAGUUAUCCAGAGGAGAAGGAAUUUGCGGAAAAUCUCUUUUGUUGCUCAUUCACUUGGUGGAUUGAUUUCAAGAUAUGCAAUUGGGAAGCUCUAUGAAGACUCAGUAAGAGAAGAACCAUGCCUUAAUAUGGAUAUGCAUUCUGAUCAAGAUAAUAUAUAUAGAGGUGGUAUGAUAGCUGGCCUAGAACCAGUGAAUUUCAUAGCAUCAGCCACACCUCACUUGGGCUCAAGGUGGAAUAAACAACUGCCCUUUCUUUUCGGUGUUCCACUUUUGGAGCGAACUGCUGCAGAAACUGCACAUUUUAUUGUUGGAAGAACGGGUAAACAUUUGUUCCUCUCAGACAAGGAUGAUGGGAAACCUCCACUACUCGUGCAAAUGGUUGAAGAUUGCGAUGCUGGAAAAUUCAUGUCAGCUUUGAGGUCUUUUAAGCGGCGUGUUGCCUAUGCGAAUAUAACAUAUGAUCAUAUAGUUGGUUGGAGAACAUCAUCGAUUCGGCGUCAGCAUGAGCUACCCAAACUCCCAUUAACAGCAAGUGAUGAGAAGUAUCCGCAUGUUAUUAAUGUUGAUACUGGUGCUAAACCCGAGAGCCAUCAGCAAGAGGAUUCUGUAGAAGCUUCACUCGCAGAUAGUCUUGAAGAGAUGAUGAUCAGUGGCCUUACACAAGUAACCUGGGAACGUGUGGAUGUAUGCUUUCAUGAGAGCCGGCUAAAAUAUAACGCCCAUUACAAUAUCCAGGUUAGGACGCAUCCAAUGAACUUGGAAGGAGAAGACGUCAUCAACCAUAUGAUAGACAAUUUUAUUGUUUAGGCUGGCCUGUCUUGCCGAUUGUUUCCAAAUGAAUUCAGCUGGAGAUGUAACUCGUCUUACAUGCGGCCGCUAACUCCAAUCUAGUUAGGCUAUCGAUGUCCUGAAAGACCCACACAUAUAAAGGUGAGCAGGACACGCGACCUCCUGAUUUCAUUGUUAUAAUACUGUAAGAUUAGUUUAUAGUGCUGUACAUAUUAGCCCCACACUGUAAAUAUUGUAGAUACGGUAAACUAAGAUUGGUACAUUGGAAUUUGUAUGUCGGAACAAUACAUGAUGUUACAGUUAUGCAA